CCGCCGCAAUCACCGGUGGUGUGGAACCCGACUCGAACCAGCUCAUUGUUUUCUCCGGCGAAGGAGGAAGCGCCUGUGUCUUCACCACCGACUCAUGA
Messenger RNA from Gregarina niphandrodes, 98 nucleotides. RefSeq lists its product as hypothetical. The record is from RefSeq and is a predicted model, not a curated record. The annotation marks the transcript as partial. The transcript has a single exon. Lineage: Eukaryota; Apicomplexa; Conoidasida; Eugregarinorida; Gregarinidae.